Molecule: messenger RNA, 1599 nt
Organism: Cervus elaphus (red deer)
Lineage: Eukaryota; Metazoa; Chordata; Mammalia; Artiodactyla; Cervidae
Product: translation initiation factor IF-2-like
Exons: 4
Coding region: 1-1599 (532 amino acids)
Source: RefSeq, a predicted model, not a curated record
AUGCCGAGAUUUUACGUGGUGGGGGGGAUGGGAGGGCUGGGAUUCUGUGGUUCUCAGCGGUUUCUUGCAGCUGUGGUGGGAGCAGGGUCCUGGAUCCCUGCUCCUCACUCACCCCAGCCACGUAAAAUCAAAGGUAUCGAUGAUGCCCUCCUUGGCCCUUCUCCUUUUGGAGUGGCGUUCGCGCCUCUCGUGGGUCUCCGGUUCUCGCUGGUCCACGCACCGGAGCUUUCUGGGCGAGGGAGACGGAGAGGGAGAGGGAGUCGGAGUGCGGUCGGAAUCGCACCGGGUGGAGCAGGAAUACGAUGGCUCCUGAGUCGUCUUGAUUUUGACUCGCGGUUUCUCUCCGGCGUUCACCGAGUAGGCGACGAAGCCGAAGCAGUUGGAGGGGGACCCCGAGGACCGAGAUUCCAGGUCGUCUUCAUCUUCGUUCGCGUUCUUCUUCCCGGAUUUGCGGCCGGGGGAGCAUCCCCGCUUCCCGCCCCCAGGGUAGUUGGGAAAAUCCACUUUGAGAGCAGCCCUUUUCCACUGAAACGUCCCGAAAGUCGGCGCCCCACCCCUUGGGCCCCCGUCUGGAUCUCAGGGCGUCGCCGAGGGGGCCAUACCCCUCCAAGGCCGGGGCGGGGAGGGGGGGCAGUCCGCCGGAGGGCAGCGCGCCGCUGCUGCCCCUCUCCGGCCAGCCAGGCCUCUCCACCCGCCGCGCCCGCCGGCCACGCCGCGCUCCCGGGCUCCCCAUUGUUCAGUCACAGGGGUAGACCCCGCGGCGGGAGCGGGCCGCACCACCGACUCUCCCGGCGCCGGGCCUCGGCGCAGGCGGCUAACCGCGCCGCGGCGCCCCGGAGCCCGCCGCCGCGGAGAAAGAGGGCGAGGCUCCCUCAGGGGGACCGCUCCAUCCACCACGCACGCCACACGGCCGAGCAGCUCCUCGGCUCGUCCUGCCCAGCGACCUCCAGGGGCGGCGCUUCGGGCCGCCAGCAGCUGAAGGAAGAUCAAAACAACUCCCCGCCCUCCGCGAAGCCUGGCGCCCCACCAACGCCGACCCAGACCCGCCGGGAGCCGCGGGCGGCGAAAGCAAGAGAGAGGGGAGGGCCACCUUCCAGGCCGGGGCGCAGAGCAGGGCCAGGAGGUGGGAAGGGGCCGAGACGACCGGUCAGGGCGCGGCGGCACACUUCCGAGCACCCCCCUAUCCCCGCCCUCCUCCUCGGGCCGGCCAGGCGCUUACCUGGGCGCCGAGCAAAGCGGCAGGGGCGGCCCGCCGCCCCGCAAGCUUUAUCUGCGGCCGGGGCCGCCCCCGGCGCCCUGAUUGGCUCCCAGAGGCCCGGAGCCCGGGCAGAUCAGCUGAUGCAUCGUCCCGGCACCGCGGCCAUUGGGCGAGCCGCCGAGCGGGCGCCACCGGGUCCUGCUUGUGAGGGAGUUCGAGGUGUGGGGGCCGCAGUAGCCCCGGGCUCCCCGGUGCCCGGGCCGGCCUCGGAGGGGGAGGCGCAGACAGGGGGCUGCCGGAGAGAGGAUCCCGGCGGGCGGAGACAGAGUCGGCCUCUGCCACACCUGAGGCAACUCUGCAGCCUCUCUGGACCCAAGUUCCCUCAUCUGCAAAUCAAAUAA